GCUGUUAAGCUGAGGACCCUUUCAAAGUACUCAAAUAAGAAGUCUAGGGUGCUUUCAGGUCUAGUUAUGAACUCGGGGUGAGGCGGCGAGAAAAGGCCUCUAUCACUCAAACCUAGGGGUGUCUAAUUCAAGUGUCCCCUACUCCUGACUCCUCCAAUUUAUUGCCUUAGUCCUUAGGAAAAAACUAUGGAUGAAGCCAGCGCAGAAAAUGGGGCCUUGGCCUUUUAAGCAUGUGCUCCAGGCGGCGGAGCCUCAGACAGAAGUCUUAGGAUUUGGAUCAUACAGCGGAUGUCCAGUUACACGCCUGGGGAGAGACUCUGGAGGAAGCAUUUGAGCAAUGUGCAAUGGCCAUGUUUGGUUACAUGACAGAUACUGGGACAGUGGAGCCCCUGCAAACAGUAGAAGUAGAAACCCAAGGAGAUGACUUACAAUCUCUUCUGUUUCACUUUUUGGAUGAGUGGCUUUAUAAGUUUAGUGCUGAUGAAUACUUCAUACCCAGGGAAGUGAAAGUACUUAAUAUCGAUCAAAGAAAUUUCAAAUUACGAUCCAUUGGGUGGGGAGAAGAAUUCUCAUUGUCCAAACACCCUCAGGGAACUGAAGUCAAGGCAAUAACAUAUUCAGCAAUGCAGGUCUAUAAUGAAGAGAAGCCAGAAGUUUUUGUGAUCAUUGACAUUUAAGACACCAAAAAAAAAAAAAAAAAAAAAAGACUCCUAUGAAGAACUGUUUUUUCUCUUCCUUUUGAGAAGAUAUCAUGAUUUAAAUUCUACACUACAGUAUCUGUUGAAAUAUGGAGAUUUGCAGAACAGAAAAUUUUAACUUAAAGUGUGACUUUCAGAAAUGGAAAAUCAGAGCACAGCCUUGGUCUAUGUUACUCAAAUAUUCAAACUUUAAAGAAUUCUUCGGGUGGCAAGUAUGGUUCCUCAUUUAUUAAUUCCCUGCUGUAGCAGCAGGUGCGUCACACCCUUCCAGUGGAAUGCAGGCCCUCCAGGGGUCCCAAAAGGGAUCACUGAUGUAAGCAGCAAGCCAAGAGACUCCAAAGCCUCUGUGUUCUUACUGAAUCCAGUUUGAAAAAAAAAUAAUUUGAGAAAUCCUACACCCAGUAUUUUGCUUUUCUUCCGCAUUGGUUAAGACAUCUAUUUUCUGUAUGUUCAUUAAGAGAGGUUGUGUUUUAGAUUGCUGUAGGACAGAGCCAUUCUGUAUUCCAGUUGGUUUUCUUAG
This is a messenger RNA of Diceros bicornis minor, 1218 nucleotides long. RefSeq names its product zinc finger and BTB domain containing 8 opposite strand (gene TSLIG1). Gene Ontology annotation, cellular component: tRNA-splicing ligase complex. The record is from RefSeq and is a predicted model, not a curated record. The transcript is spliced from 7 exons. NCBI's taxonomy places the organism in Eukaryota, Metazoa, Chordata, Mammalia, Perissodactyla, Rhinocerotidae. Gene Ontology annotation, biological process: tRNA splicing, via endonucleolytic cleavage and ligation. Bases 345 to 677 code for a protein of 110 amino acids.